AUGGAUGAGAACGGCCCAGCCCUGGGGUCAGUCCUUAUGGCGAAAGGUACUCGCAGCCCUCCAGCCACGACUCAGCUUCGGUAUUCGGGCCUCUACGGAGUCGGCGCGAUAGACGUCGAGGUUCCUGUCCGCACGCCUCGAAAGACCAGCGAUCACGCCUUCAAAAGCAGCGGGAAGCCAGCAUUCGAAUUCGAAACGGUGCUCUUCACGCUUUACUACCCAGCGGAAAAGGGUUCCAGGGGUAUCAGUCACCAUUACUGGAUUCCUAAACCCAUCAGCAUCACCGCGGAGGGAUAUGCAAGGGCCGCGCACUUUAACAACUUCAUCUCGCGGCCAAUCUUCACCUUUGCUCUAUGGGCCAUCGCGGGGACCAUCAAGAUUCCUGCACAGGUCGACGUCCCUCUGCUUUCAUCAAUCAACGCUAAGGGCAAGGAGCAGUUCCCUGUCGUGGUCCUGUCACACGGCCAAGCCAGCUCCCGGACGGACUACACGCACUACUGCGGCGAACUCGCAAGCCUUGGCGUCGUUGUCGCCGCCAUCGAACAUCGCGACGGCAGCGGUCCGGGAUCUAUCGUGACGACCAAGGAUGGUAAGGAACGUAGAGUUAUGUAUAUGAACAAGAAGGAACUCCAAGCUGGCAAGGAGAUGGACUCAGACGAUUUCAAGUUUAAGCAGCUCGCCUUCCGACAGGCGGAGAUAGAAGAGAUCAUCGCCGUUUUACAGUCCUUGCACGCAGGAAAGGGGUCUACAGUGUUCGCGAACAACGCGCGUAAAGAAGGCCGUGACCUCGCGGAGUGGGAGGGCAGGCUCAACUUUUCCCAGACCGUCAUUGCGGGCCAUUCUUUCGGGGCAGCAGGCGCCCUCCAAGUCCUCAAAGGCGCCACCUCGAACAAGAACCCAGCCGUCGGCGGUAUCAUCCUAGAUCCCGGCAAGAGCAGCGGCAAGCUGAAUACCGACAUUGACGUCCCGAUUCUCAUCAUCCAUUCCGACUCGUGGUCCAAGAAGCUUACAAUGUUCUUCGGAAGGCCGCACUUCGACACCGUCAGGGACAUCGCCAGGGACGUGCUCAAGCGCGUAGGCUCGAGUUGGUUUCUGACGAGCUUGCAGACGAGUCAUCCGAGUGUCACUGAUGCGCCGUUGAUUGAGCCAUUACUUCUGCGCUGGACGACGGGGGCAACGAUUGAUGUGCAUCAGGGUUUGAAGGAGUACGUCAGAGUGUCUAUGGAGUUUGUGGACUUCUUGAGGAACGGGUCGAGGGAGGGUGUGUUAUCUGAAGGGGUCACACACGAAGAGUAUGGGAAGGAUACAAUGAGUGAUGAGCAAAAGAGGAAGAUACCCAAGGAGACGACCAAGUACUGGCAGAUUCACGUCGCCCCUCCUUAUGAAGAGUAG
Colletotrichum spaethianum is the source of this 1392-nucleotide messenger RNA. Its product is annotated as platelet-activating factor acetylhydrolase 2, cytoplasmic. The coding region runs from base 1 to 1392 and encodes 463 amino acids. Gene Ontology annotation, molecular function: 1-alkyl-2-acetylglycerophosphocholine esterase activity. The record is from RefSeq and is a predicted model, not a curated record. The transcript has 2 exons. NCBI's taxonomy places the organism in Eukaryota, Fungi, Ascomycota, Sordariomycetes, Glomerellales, Glomerellaceae.